Molecule: messenger RNA, 4166 nt
Organism: Habropoda laboriosa
Lineage: Eukaryota; Metazoa; Arthropoda; Insecta; Hymenoptera; Apidae
Gene: Eps-15
Product: epidermal growth factor receptor substrate 15-like 1
Exons: 13
Biological process (GO): endosomal transport; endocytosis
Cellular component (GO): cytoplasm; plasma membrane; clathrin coat of coated pit
Molecular function (GO): calcium ion binding; cadherin binding
Source: RefSeq, a predicted model, not a curated record
UAGUAAUAUGACAUACUAUCGAUUCAUAGCCUGAUUGGUUAAGCUAGUGUUCAAUGCAAGUAUGGCCGCCCUGCCAUCACCCACGCAGGUGGCUGGAAGCCAUACUGCUAUAUAUGAAGCCUAUUAUAAUCAGGUGGAUCCAAAUGGAUAUGGACGAAUCGGUGCAAUGGAAGCUGCAAGAUUUCUUAAGAAAUCCCAGUUGAGUGAUGUUGUACUAAGUAAAAUAUGGGACAUGGCAGAUCCACAAUCACGUGGAUCAUUAGAUAAAUCUGGUCUUUUUGUUGCUCUUAAACUUUGUGCAUUAGCACAAGCAGGAAGAGACCCUAGUAUGUCAAAUUUAAGUAUGGAAUUACCACCCCCAAAAAUGGGUGAUAUUCCUGUAAUACCUCAAAAAAAUGUAGUAAAUACUUUACCAGUAAUAACAUCUGUUAAUAAUGGAGAUUGGUCCAUUAAACCUUCAGAAAGAGCCAAAUAUGAUCAACUGUUUGAUAGUUUACAACCUUCAAAUGGAUAUAUACCUGGAAUUAAAGUAAAAGGUGUUCUUAUGGAUAGUAAACUUCCUUUGGAUACACUUGGUAAGAUUUGGGACCUUGCAGAUAUGGACAAGGAUGGCAUGUUGGAUAGACAUGAAUUUGUUGUUGCUAUGCAUCUAGUGUAUAAAGCUUUAGAAAAAUAUGCAAUACCAAGUGUACUUCCACCAGAGUUGAUGCCACCUGGAAAGAGGAAAGAUUCUACAGCAUCUAUAUCAAAAUCUCCUGCACCAGUGGGAGUAAUAACUACAGCUCCACCACCUAUUCCACCUUUACCUAAUGCUUCUUCUGUGAAGAGUAUGACUGGUUUGGAUACAGCAAAGACAAAUGUGCAGUGGGUAGUUUCAUCUGAAGAUCAAAUAGCAGCAGAUAAAUUGUUUUUGCAAGCUGAUCUAGAUAUGGAUGGAUAUGUCUCAGGUAUUGAAAUCAAAGAUGUCUUCCUUCAAAGUGGACUUCCACAGACUAUAUUAGCUCAUAUAUGGAGUCUUUGUGACACAUGUCAAAGUGGAAAAUUAAAUAAAGAACAAUUUGCUUUGGCUAUGUGGCUCAUUAAGCAAAAGCUUAGGGGUGUUGAACCACCUGCAACUUUGAGCCCUGAUAUGGUACCACCUUCUAUGCGAAAACCAUCUGAGACUGUUGUAGAGAAUAACAAUGUAUCUGGUUAUUCAAAUCCAGAAUUAGACAUGAUAAGUAAGGAUAUAGCAGAACUUGUAAGAGAGAGACAAAGUAUGGAACAGGAUAUAGCACAAAAAGAAGCUGAUAUUAAGAUAAAGAAUGGGGAAAUUAAGAGUUUGCAAAGUGAACUAGAUACACUUGCUGCUACAUUAAAACAGUUGGAGAAUCAAAAAGGUGAAGCUCAAAAGCGAUUGAAUGAUUUAAAAACUCAGAAGGCAGAAGUAGAUAAAGAUUUGAAUGAGGUCGAGCAGAAGAUUCGUGAGGAACAAAAAAAGGUUGAUAAAUUUCGGCAACAAGCUGAAGAGCAGGAAUCAGUGUUGCGUGCUCAAGAAGAGGAACUUAAUCUUAAACGGCAAGAAUUGGAAGGCUUGCGACAAGAAGAACAGCAGUUAGAACAGCAACAAAAUAAAAGCAGGGACCAAUUAAAUGAACUUACUAGAAAUUUACAGGACACUCAGUUGCAAAUUUGCCAAGCAAAAGCAAAAAUCACUCAUCUGCAAGAACAACAAAGACAAAUGAGUGAUGCAGUUGCAUUGUAUGACUCUGCACUUGCAGCAGGGGAUGCCACUCUUGUACCUGAUACUAGUUUGCAAAUAAUAUUAUUAUUUUAUAUUACAUUCUUAUAUUAAAAUUAACAUAGGUAUGAAAAAACAAAUAACGAAGAAGAAGCUAGUGAAAAGAAAACAGAUUCCUUUUCAAAUGCAAAUGGAACUGCAUUAGAUGGGUUUGAACAAGAUCCUUUUGCAUCUAGUAAAGCUCAAGAAGCAUUUGGUGCAUCAACACCAGAUCCAUUCGGAAAUGCAUUUCCAUCUCAAAACCCCACUGGAGGAUUCACAUCUGAUCCAUUUAGUGCAUUUGAUGAUAACAGUGUUAUAAAGCAGGAUCCAUUUGAUCCAUUUGGGGAUGGAAAAAGAACUGAUACUAAAACUACUACUACAGUAGCAGCGACAAAAGAUCCAUUUGGUGAUGACCCAUUUGCAAAUCUUCAUGCACCACCUCGUCCAGAAAGUCCUAGUCCUGCUCUUCCUCCUAAAAAAGCAAAACAGCCACCACCACGGCCAGCACCUCCACGACCGACUCAAGGACCUACUGGUCCUCUACGAGCAGCACCAGCACCAGCUACUCCUUCUCAUACUCCUGAUCGUUUUGCAAAUGCUAAUUCUGAUCCCUUUUCUGCUCAACAAGGAAUUAUCGAUAAUAAUAACAGCACUAAUUUUAAUACGUCUACUGGAUUUGCAGAUUUUGCAAAUUUUGAUUCCAAGCCUGAACCAACACUGAAUCGAACGGCACCACCCAGACCAACGAGCAGAACACAUACAGUAUCAACGGUAACUCCAAAGCUGCUGGAUUUCACGGAAGAUCCCUUCAGAGAUUAUCGAUACGAAGAUCCCUUUAACAGACCGGAUCCUUUCGCUGACGAUGUAGAAGACCUUAACGCGAAUAAGAGUGAAACAAUAGCAGGCAAAAUGGAUCCAUUCAGUUACGGAACAACUUCAGUAAUUCCUCGUAAAAAUUCGUUCACAAAAAGCUUCGACACUGAUUUCUCGAAUACUUGUACUCUGACUAAGAUCAAGGUUGAUAAGGACAAUUCUAAAUUUGAUACUGAUUUCGUGAAAGCGUUCUCCGACGACAACAAAAAUAUAAAAACCAUCGAGUCCGAUGCGUUUUCCAACACCAAGAUGAAAACGAUUGACAUAGAUGAAGCAUUUUCCACUAAGAAUGAAAAGUCUACUAAAAAGCACGGACAAGAUGUAGCACAUAAUAGAUUUAAAUCUAGCUUUAACGAUAAAAAAUCGAAAAGCGAGAUGGGUAAGAUUUGGAACGGCAAUAACACACCUAUGAUGUUAACCGAAAAACAACAGUUUGUUUGGGCAUCCGAACAAAGUUUAAAGACCGAAGAGGAAAGGCGUAGACGCAAACAGCAAGAAGAAGCGGAAUUAGCUUUAGCUCUUGAACUGAGUAAGCAAGAAAAAUCCGGAAAAUUAUAGGCUUGGUCAGUAAAGCACUUUCUUUUCUAUUCAUUUGGUUGAUUUAAUACAUAUAUAUUUUCGGAUACAACGACUUUACGAAUCUUGAUAACGAAAUCAGAACUAAAUCGUAUAUGAUAUAUUAAUUCCGUACGAUCGUAAAGUGACUAUGAGAUUUCGGGAUCCGUGCUAAUGAAGGCUACGAAAGAUAACCGCGUACAAAUUGCAAUUAUAUGUAAUGCUUAUUUUUAAUACUAUUUAGCAUAUCAUAAUUGCUGCGAAACGAGAACAGAAAAUAUUUAGGAAAACAAAAUACAGAAGUCAGUCAAACAUACAGGUAUCCAAGAAUUCGUAGAAACAUAUUGAUUACGCAAAAUCAAGAAGCAUUUGACUGCAUACAUAAUCAAUUUUCGAUGUGGUCUUUUUGGUUUUCAUUCGACACAAAGUACAUUCAACUACUUAACUGUAUUCUUACAACCAAACUAUGGACACAUUGAACAUUAUUUAAAUAUAACAAAAAUUACAUUGAAUCGCGCGCCCUUUUCGUCACUCUGAUUUAUCACAGAGAGAUCGAUCGAUUUUGUAAAAAAGAAAAAGGAAAGAAAAAAAAAAUUAACCAUUGCCUUGCAAUAUCGAAUUCUAAAAUAACGACACUUAUAUACUCGUAGCUGAUUGUACUCUAUCGCUAAUGUUAAAUUAGCAUGUAUAAAAGCAAAAUAUAAUGGAAGAUUAUUGGAUUGACAAUAAAAAACGCUGUGUACACGUAUUCCGUGAGUUCAAAGUGAGGGGAAUAGUAAUAUAAAUGGUUAUCCGCAUUCAAGCAAAUAAAAGGUUCUCAGCGUCGUUGUAUGAAACGCACUUUAAUAUAUAUAUAUACAUCUGUACAUUUGCAAACAGCAGCGAAUUGUAAUGUUUCUGUUUGUCUGAUCUACACUAUAAACAACAUUUUGUGCAUGAUACUCUAAUUCGGUACAUGUAUUCAUCAAUAUUUACG